Messenger RNA from Parastagonospora nodorum SN15, 1521 nucleotides. RefSeq lists its product as hypothetical. The record is from RefSeq and is a predicted model, not a curated record. NCBI's taxonomy places the organism in Eukaryota, Fungi, Ascomycota, Dothideomycetes, Pleosporales, Phaeosphaeriaceae. The transcript is spliced from 2 exons. The coding region runs from base 1 to 1521 and encodes 506 amino acids.
AUGUUGACCAGGAUUACUUUCACCUCCACAGUACUCGCAGCGCUUGCUGCUGCUGCUCCUGCGCCCCAGGUCGCUGGGUACACCAACGCAGACGCCAGCUUCUCGGUCUCUGACCCAGUCGGGUCAAUUGCCACCUCAUUCGGUGAGGCUUCUCAGAUUCCUUACAAGGCUUCGAAUCUGAUAGCCGUGCAGGCCCAACCCACCGCACCUGGAUCAGCUCCUCCUCGCAGGAGUUCAGAUGUCACUGGCGCAACCAGCCAUGGACCAUACUCUGGUCAGGCCACUGUCACGGGGGCGGCACAGGCACCAGCGACUCUGGGAACUGCUAUCGAGCCCCUUGGUCCGGCACCCACUGCCACAUACUACAACACCAAUGGCUUGCCGCAGAACCCCAUGCCUAUUCCAUACACACCGGCUGGUGGUCUCGGCACCAACGGCACCGAGCCUCGUUACCAGGUGAACAGCGACUUCGACUACGAGUCCAUCCAGCUCGGUCUCUACCAGGAGUGGAUCGAGCUUGACUUGUUCAACAACGGUCUUGCAGUCUUCUCCGAGCAAGAUUUCCUCGACGCUGGCCUUACUGCUGAGGAUCGCGCCUACAUUGCCUUCAUGGCUAUCCAGGAGACUGGCCACGCUACUCUCUUGUCGAACAUGCUUGGCGAGACAGCUGCCCCUCAAUGCACAUACGACUACCCCUUCCGCACUGUGCGGGAGUUCAUCGACUUCAACCAGAAGCUCACCCGCUGGGGUGAGUCUGGUGUCUGGGGAUUCAUCAACCACCUCGACUCUCGUGAGGUUGGUCAGCUUCUCUCCCAAUCUAUCGCUACCGAGGCUCGUCAGCAAAUCUCUUUCCGCCAGAUGCUCGGUCUUCCACCGCAGCCUGUGUGGUUCGAGGCUGGUAUCCCCCAGUCUUGGGCCUGGACGUACCUUGCACCUUACAUCAGCUCUUGCCCUGAGAACACCACUCGUCUCGCAUGGCAAAACUUCCCGGUCCUUCACAUCAACAACCAGGCUAACCCCAACCGUAUCUCUCCCAAUGACACAAAGCCUAAUGAGGUUUCCGGAAACCGCAUUGCUGACCCCAGCGACUCGACCAUUGCUGAGGAUGAGAGCUGUGUGAACGUCAACGCGACCGAGCACCCUGGUUACUCUUGCUCCCCUGGCAUUGCCCGCAACCGCUCUGAGCCUCUUUCUUUCCCUGGAAAGCUUCUCAACUUGACUUGGGAGGUGCCUGGACAGGCUGUUGGCCCCAACAACUCUUAUGUCACCUCCACCUCUGCUGGUGCACCCAAGUUCGUCGCUUGGGUCAACCAGCUUAACUUGACCUACACUCCGCUCGAGAUCACCGGCAACAAUUCUGGUUUUACCUACCAGCCUGCCGGCGAGGUUUACCAGGGCGACCCAAUGGCCAACGACACCAUGUUCAUUGCGCUUACCGACUCCGAUCUGUUCUUGACACCGUUCAACUUGAGCAUGAUUAACCCUCAUGUUGUCGCUCUCGGUCUUUACCAGGCCGGCUAA